Molecule: messenger RNA, 924 nt
Organism: Colletotrichum navitas
Lineage: Eukaryota; Fungi; Ascomycota; Sordariomycetes; Glomerellales; Glomerellaceae
Exons: 2
Coding region: 205-870 (221 amino acids)
Source: RefSeq, a predicted model, not a curated record
CCCGCGAACCCUCAUCUCUUUCUUUUGCUCUUCUUCUUUUCGCCUCCUCUCUCCUUCUUCUUCGGACGUGGGAUGGUCUACAAGGGCCUGGGGAUGGGGCGGACGGACGGACAGACGGACGGAUGGUCAUGAUCUGUCGACGAUCUGGGGUGGCGCGCGCAGUGAGGUGAUGUGAGGCGAGAUGAGGCGAUCCAAAGCCGGGCGAUGAUGGGUUUCUCUUGGCACAUUCAAUCUCACGCCCCCAUCCCUUGUUCUUUUCUUCUAUUACUUCCUUCCCUUCCACCGUUUUCGAGAGGAACGCCUGCCGCCGGGGGGGCCGGACCGUCUAUGACCAAUGAAACUACGGUGGGAAGGGCCUUGAGGCGCGCGAGACAUGGGAUGAGCACAAAAGGUGUCCAGCCAGCCAGCCAGUCGUGCUGGUCCACCGCGGCCCUCUGUUUCUGGCAAAUGCAUCAUGACGGGCGUGCCGGUGGCUUGGACGCCUUCUUGUCUGGGAGAGGUGGAGGCCAGGAAUACCGCUCGAACAUCAGUCCAAACCAAACGUGUGAGGGAAGGAGUGGGGCAGAUGAACGGGCUGCACUAGUUAUGAUGCCGGUGGCGGUAGUUAUCAUGUCCAUUUGCCUAGACAAGCCAGAAUGGGAUGGAACCAUAAUUGGGGGGGGCGUACACACGUCUAGUAGUACGUGUGACUACAGCUGGCAGAUGCUGUAUGUGGAAGGCGUGUUCCUGGGUCGCGCGGGUUCCAUUCGUCCUGAGAGGGCGAGUGACAUAAUGAUGGUAUGUGCGGCUUCGCGCGGGCACGUGGUUUCGUUUGAGGAAUGCAGAGAGGGGGGAAGGGGGAAAGGUAGGCAGGGUCACUUGAAGUGGUGAAUGGACACGAGAGUGGGAAGAAUAGGCGGGAAGCCGUGCUAGCAUCAGACUUUG